AUGGAGCAGAAGAUCCGAGAAGAUAAAGCAAGGCUUAAUCUUAAGUUGCUAGAAGAACAGUUACAAAUUGGAGAAGACCUAGCUGUAGCUGAAGCGGCAGAAAGAGUUUUAGAAAAUAUAGAAAUAAGGGAUGUUGUGUCUCGACACUCAGCAAGUUACCAGCCUCAGCCUAAAGGAGAAGAUAGGUUGCCUAGAAGCAGAGGGUUUUGUGAACCCAAGAAACAGGAUAGAAUUGUAGAAAGAGAAGCCCUUAAACCAGUUAGACAGUCAGAAGAACCUGUGAACAAGAGAUGGUGUUCUAAGGCAACAGAAAUGAAGAGUAAAGAAAAAUCUGUUCGGUUUUCUCAUUUGGUGGACUUCAUAAGAAACGAAUCCAUGAAAGCAAAUGAUGCUAUAUUUGGCAAAGAGGCUAUAAUGAAAUUGGCAGAAAAAAAGAAGCCAGUAGAUAAGAAGAAACAUGUGACAGCUUCUUAUAAUAGAAAUAAAGCAAGUUAUGCAACAGAUCUGAAAUCAAAAGAAGACAGACUUAAGAAGAAAUCUGUUGCUCCUGUUUCAAGAACUAAUGACAGAAUGGUGGUUAUGAAAGAUGGGUAA
This is a messenger RNA of Lottia gigantea (owl limpet), 594 nucleotides long. RefSeq lists its product as hypothetical. The record is from RefSeq and is a predicted model, not a curated record. Bases 1 to 594 code for a protein of 197 amino acids. The transcript is spliced from 2 exons. NCBI's taxonomy places the organism in Eukaryota, Metazoa, Mollusca, Gastropoda, Lottiidae.